UGAACGGUUGCUAAACUUGUUUUGACACGGAGCAGGAAUCUGAAGCUAGAGACGUUUCCUGAAGUGUCCUUCUCUUUCACUUUUCAUUCAGCGCGGCUUUAAACGACGACAGAAACUUCCAGUCACCCAAUGCUCGAGCUGAACUGCUCGGUUUUUCUCUGAAGAAGGUAGAAGAAGGUCACAGACGUUUUGCUGAAGGCCGGUAUCUGCAGAUCUAAGAUCACGCGCUGGAACACAGGCAGACAUUCUGUGAGAUCCUGCCAUGGCGGUGCCUUUUGACUCCGGCUGUGUUAAAAAAGCGGAGGAUGCGGUCCAGCUGCUUACUGAGGCCGUCAAUACAGGCAGUAAAGCAGAGGCAGUGAGACAUCUAGAAGAGCUCCUUUCACUAAACGUGCCGGUAUCUGUGCAGCUCAGUCCUGAGGCCUAUUCUCAAGAGUCUUUUGGGCUGAGAGUUGGGGUUGAGGACGCACUGUCUGAUGUCAACAUUCCUAUCACAAUGCUGGUAAAUCCAGGCAUGACAAUCGCAGAGCUGAAAGAAAAGAUAAAUCAUGACUACGGCUUCCAUCCGUCUCUGCAGUGUUGGGUUAUCGGGAGACGUCUCGCUCAGGACACAGACACGCUGUUCAGUCACAGUGUGACGGAGGACAAUAACCAGGCCUUCCUCUACAUCAGAUCCGCCCAGGCUGCCAGUUUCAGCCAUGAGAAGCAGAAGCAGGAGGAGAAGGACAGGCGGAUAGGAGGUAUAAUUGAGAACAUUGAGAUAUUCACCCUGCAAGCCAGAGGCACAGAGGAGCUAGGAGCGAGAAGGAAACAACCUCCAUUCCUUCCUAAACCUAGAUGUCCCUCACCAGUUCAACCUAAGCCGGUUGGCUGGGCGUGCGUGCAGUGCACCUACAUGAACAAACCCACUCGGCCAGGGUGUGAAAUGUGUAGUGCGGAUAGGCCCCCAAACUACAAAAUACCAGAUUUGUACCAACCAGAUGAUGAAGAGAUCCAGAGACUUCAGCAAGAGCAGCUGGCUAGUUUACAGUAUGAACAGUCCGUUAUCGAAGAACGGGAGAAGAACUUUUGCAAUCUGCUGGAGACCGAUGCUCAUGACCUUGUGAGCAACACGGAGGAGCUGGACUGCACAAUCUGCUAUUGCACAGUAAUGCCAGGGGAGGGCGCCACACUCCGAGAAUGCCUCCACAGCUUUUGCAGAGAAUGUCUGAAACAAACCAUUGUGAACUGUAUGGAUGCAGAAGUAAAGUGUCCUUACUUAGAUGAUGCGUAUUCCUGCGCCUGCAUGCUUCAGGACCGAGAGAUUAAAACACUUCUGACACAGGAGGAAUACCAGAAAUUCUUGGAACUGAGGCUGAGCAUCGCAGAAUCUCGCAGUGAGAACAGCUACCACUGCAAGACCCCAGACUGUGCUGGCUGGUGCAUCUUUGAGGAUGAUGUCAACGAGUUCACCUGUGACAUCUGCAAUGAGACAAACUGCCUCCUCUGCAAGGCCAUUCAUAAAGGAAUGAACUGUAAAGAGUACCAAGACGACCUUCGCGUCAGAGCAGAGAACGACACUGCAGCCAGAAAGACCACAGAGAUGCUUGAGAUGCUGCUGCAGAACGGAGAAGCCAUGUACUGCCCUAAAUGCAAGGUGAUUGUGCAGAAGAAAGAUGGCUGCGACUGGAUUUGCUGCCUCAUGUGCAAGACAGAGAUCUGCUGGGUGACCAAACAGGCUAGAUGGGGGCCUCAGGGUCAAGGAGACACAUCAGGUGGCUGCAGGUGUCGCGUCAAUGGAGCUCUCUGUCAUCCAAAGUGUCAAAACUGUCAUUGAUCUCUGUCUCCUCUCCUACCAUCUCACACCAUAUCUAACACUGUGGUAAUAUGGGUGGAAAGCAGUCCUACGACUAGCAGAGUGAAGUAAUCGUUUGAAUUGUGAAUCACUGGUGGGUGCAUGAUCACAGCCUUCGUAAUCUUCAUAACACAUAGUUUACAAACAAGAAUAGAGACCAAAUUUUGCUUAGAUACAUCGAUGACCAAACUGUUUAUUGGAUAUAUUGAUGGCCAGAGUGGGUCUGUUGUCAACAUUAUAGCACUAAUUAGGCUGGCUUUACAUGGUGAAAAUUUCAUGCUACUAGUUACCUCCAGUGUAAUUCCUGUGCAAUAUGCAAGUUUGCACUCAGCUUUAAUGAGCAGCCAGAUUAUCAGCUGUUUUUUUGUUGAGGCAUCAUAUCAUUUUCACUGUACAGUUUUCCAGAAGGUCUAACUCUCAUAUUUUUCAGCUGUCGUUACCAACUAAAUCUGUAUUAGAAUAAUAAAUGGUGUCACAAGCAGCUGUUUAAACAGCUGUCAAUGUUAGUUGGCUAGUUACCCAGCUGUUUAUAGAAACUUUAUUUUUGAAAAACUUUUUUUUUUCUUUUUUUUUCUUUCUUUUUUUGUAGUUAUGGCUCAGGAAACUGUCAAAAUCAAAAAAAGUACCAACCAUAUCUCCUUAUUUAACUGCCCAAUAAACCAUCUUUGUUUUAGUUUCUUUUUCAUUAGCUGUUUUCAGUGAGUCGCUUUACAUUAUGCAGCCUCAAGUGCUGUUAAUUUCAUCUAGGUUUCAAGAAACUAAAGUCUUAAAGUUUCACUGUGCAAAGCCAGAGUUCUCACAGGUCCAGAUAAUAGAGUUUUUCUUUAUGCUUUUACUUAAGAUGACAAAAAAAGACAACCAGCUGACACAAUCAUCCAAAAGUUUGGAAAUACUUAUUUAUCACAUGAAUAAACUGUAAAAUAUUGAUUCUUUUAUCAUAAACUAGAUACAAAAAUACAUUUUGAAUGUUUCGUAUUUGAAGCUGGGAAAAACGAAGUUAUAAAAUGCUUUUUUGUCAAGUUAUUGUCAAUCAGAGUCAUUCAUCAACCAAAGAUGAAUUUUUUUUCUUAAAAUCCACUUGCACAGUUUUUACGAAGAUUCUGACAUUUGGCCGUGUUUUCUUAUUUGGGAUUUGUUUUUAGGUAAGAACAGAAUAUACACGCACUCCAGAGCACAAAGGUGCAAAGUUCUGCGGUUUAAGAGCACGUCCUGAAUCUGCCAUAGGCCUUUUCUUAGAACCAUUCUCAGGAAAGUAGCCAGCCAGUUGACACAAUCAUCCAAAAGUUUGGAAAUGUAUCAAUGUGAAUCAUAUGAAUUAUAAAUUGUGAAAUAUAGAUUGGUGAAUAAGGGACUUUAAAAUGGUAGUGUACAUUACAUUGACACCCAGAAGCACUAAUAUGGCUUAUAAUGAGCAAAUGCUUGUAGACAAUAUCUGCAGUGUUAAAUACAGUAUUGUGUAAAAAAUAUUUACACCCUUCCAUGUUUUCACCAUUACUGCAUAUUUGUCACAGUGAACGCUCAACUCAAAACACAUUUGUUAACUGUCCAAUUUAUUUAUGGAGCAAACUUACCUGACAUAUCAGUCAUCCAUAUGAAAAAGUAAUUUCCUCCUUAAAAUCAGUAGCUGCUUUGCCACCUUUAGCAGCAACGACUCCAACUAACAUUUCAUAGAAAACACCAUGAUACCAUGUUUGAUUGCUGGUGCAAUGAUCCUAUUGAAAAAUGCAGAACUUGCAUUAAAGUCUCAUCUGUCCAUACAACAGUAUCUCAAACAUUGUCUAGGUGCUUUCUUGCAAUUUGUUUUGGUUAGCAGUGUUUUGUGCCUUGCUGCUUGUCCAUGAGCCCAUCAUGAGCAUUGACUUCACCUGACGGCUUUUUUAAGUCAUAACCAGGUGGGGUAAAGCUCCUGUGGCGACCAUGUUGGUUUGAUAGCAAACUUCAAUAUGAGUGAGGUUUACAUUUAAAAGGGCUGACUGGAUUCAAGCCUGGCUGUGCUGAAUCUCAUUAUCAAUUAAAUUUAGUUAAUUUGAUGCUCGAGUAUCUAAGGGGGCACUUUUUCAUCCAGGUUGCAUGGUGGAUAUCUUUGCUCCUUAAAAAAAAUUAAAUAGUAAUUUUCAACUGUAUUUUGUGUUUGAUUCUCUCAUUGAUUAGGUUCUCUUUGUCUGAUCUUAAUGGUUGUGAGUUUAAUACUUCUGUUAAACGCCACUGAUUCCAAAAUCAACGACUAGGUCUGGAUUCAGGAUCCAGAUUUAAAUACGUCUCAUGUCGAGAUUCAUCAGCCAUAAUGUAGAUUAUGGAAAAAGGACUUGAUUAACAGUAACUGAUGACCGAACUGGAGCUGGAAAAGUUGAUCUUAAGGCUGUGGUUUUUUGUUGUUGUUUAAUAAAUGCACCUCUGCACCUAAAUA
Messenger RNA from Pygocentrus nattereri (red-bellied piranha), 4241 nucleotides. RefSeq names its product RanBP-type and C3HC4-type zinc finger containing 1 (gene rbck1). Gene Ontology annotation, biological process: positive regulation of canonical NF-kappaB signal transduction; proteasome-mediated ubiquitin-dependent protein catabolic process; protein linear polyubiquitination. Gene Ontology annotation, cellular component: LUBAC complex. NCBI's taxonomy places the organism in Eukaryota, Metazoa, Chordata, Actinopteri, Characiformes, Serrasalmidae. Gene Ontology annotation, molecular function: ubiquitin-protein transferase activity; ubiquitin binding. The coding region runs from base 263 to 1816 and encodes 517 amino acids. The transcript has 14 exons. The record is from RefSeq and is a predicted model, not a curated record.